Messenger RNA from Exophiala aquamarina CBS 119918, 699 nucleotides. RefSeq names its product cellular nucleic acid-binding protein. NCBI's taxonomy places the organism in Eukaryota, Fungi, Ascomycota, Eurotiomycetes, Chaetothyriales, Herpotrichiellaceae. Bases 1 to 699 code for a protein of 232 amino acids. The record is from RefSeq and is a predicted model, not a curated record. Gene Ontology annotation, biological process: positive regulation of cytoplasmic translation. Gene Ontology annotation, molecular function: single-stranded RNA binding; mRNA binding; zinc ion binding. Gene Ontology annotation, cellular component: cytoplasm. The transcript is spliced from 3 exons.
AUGUCGUCUCUAUCGCGUCGCGCAUGCUACAAGUGUGGCAAUGUCGGCCACUACGCAGAGGUCUGUACAUCAUCGGAGAGACUGUGUUACAACUGCAAGCAACCAGGUCACGAGUCGAACAUGUGCCCCCGACCACGUACUACUGAGACAAAACAAUGCUAUCAUUGCCAGGGUCUAGGUCAUGUCCAAGCCGACUGUCCAACCUUGCGUAUUAGUGGUGGUCCCGCUGGUGGUCGCUGCUAUUCCUGCGGCCUGAUCGGCCAUCUGGCUCGCAAUUGUCCAACUCCAAACCCGAGCGGUCCUCCACGUGGUGCUGGGCGUGGUGGCUUCGCUCCAUACCGCGGCGGCUACAAUGUCACCAACAACCGCGCAGCCACAUGCUACAAGUGUGGCGGUCCAAACCACUAUGCUCGCGAUUGUCAAGCCCAAGCAAUGAAAUGCUACGCUUGUGGGAAACUCGGGCACAUCUCUCGUGACUGUACUGCUCCCAAUGGGGGCCCUCUCAAUGCAGCUGGAAAGACCUGCUACAAAUGCAGAGAACCAGGACAUAUCAGCAAGGACUGUACCAACGUUGAAGCAAAUGGCAUAGCCCCAGCUGUGCCCAAUGGUACUGCUGCUGCUGAUGUGGCCGCACCAGCUCCAGCGGCAGAUGCUCAGGAUAUUGCCGUUGCAGCUGCGCCCUCAGCCGCUGUGGCAUAA